Molecule: messenger RNA, 2688 nt
Organism: Tachysurus vachellii
Lineage: Eukaryota; Metazoa; Chordata; Actinopteri; Siluriformes; Bagridae
Gene: ankrd6b
Product: ankyrin repeat domain 6b
Exons: 16
Coding region: 221-2527 (768 amino acids)
Molecular function (GO): protein binding
Source: RefSeq, a predicted model, not a curated record
UUAGAAAACAGCAGCCAAACUCCUGUCUGUGUGCGCGAGCUGCUUUUAUUACAGCUUACAUGGAUACAAACACACCGCUUUAAGCUGCUGAUUGAUUUCUUCUCUAAGGGCCCUAAGUGACGGUAUGUCGCUUCCUUUCGCUCUGACGUCUAAAGCGCUUCUCUGCUCUAUCUUGACUCGUUGAAGAUGAGUUAGAUCGGUCACGGCUGAUCUCUGCUUCAUGAGCCAGCAGGAUGCGGCAUCGGUGCGUGCACUUUCUGAGCGUCUCCUGGUAGCGUCGCACAAGGGCCAGGCCGAAAAUGUGGUGCAGCUGAUCAACAAGGGCGCCAAAGUCGCCGUCACCAAGUAUGGCCGGACUCCGCUGCAUUUGGCCGCUUAUAAAAACCACGUUGAGGUUGUGAGGAUCCUUUUGAGGGCUGGCUGCGAUCUGGACAUUCAGGAUGACGGCGAUCAGACCGCGUUACACCGAGCAGCCGUGGUGGGAAACGGUGACAUCAUCACAGCGCUCGUCCAGGAAGGGUGUGCACUGGACAGGCAAGACAAGGAUGGAAACACGGCGCUGCACGAGGUCGCAUGGCACGGCUUCAGUCAGUCCGUCAAACUGCUGGUUAAAGCCGGGGCUCACAUCCAAGCUAAAAACAAGGCAGGGAACACGGCUCUACACUUGGCGUGCCAGAACGGUCAUGCUCAAAGCACUAAAGUUCUGCUGCUGGGUGGAGCUCGUCCUGACAGCAAAAACAAUGUAGGUGACACGUGCCUGCACGUCUCCGCCCGCUACAACCAUGUGGGUGUCAUCCGUAUUCUUCUAGGCGCUUUCUGUUCAGUGGCUGAGAUUAAUCAGGCAGGAGAUUCGGCCCUGCACAUAGCGGCCAUGCUGAAUCAUAAGAAGACGACACGUCUGCUGCUUGAAGCUGGAGCUGAUUGCAACAUCCAGAACAACGCAGGGCAAACAGCACUGGACAAGGCCAGAGAGAACAACAACCCUGAAGUAGCACUUCUGCUAACUAAAGCCCCACAGAUUCAGAGCUUCACCCGUGGCAGAAGUGUUAGGAAAAGGAGGGAAAAGUUGAGAGCUGAAGGACGAGCACUGUCUGUACCACGUGAUGAGAUGCUGCGGCGUAAGUUCAGUGUGUCUGCAGCAGAAGAAACUCCCAGCAGUGAUCGUUCUGCACAGAGACGCGGGAACUGCAGGAACGAAUCACCGCACGGUCCUCGGCAUAGAAAAAGUCAUGACCGGAGCCGCAGCCAGGUCAAAGAAAAGCCUUCCCUAUCGGACCCUCUAUCCAGCAGGGAGAAUAAGUGUAAAGAGCAGAGGAAGAGGAGUAAAUCAAGAACUUCACCUCCCCGAGCUGUUCCUCCUCCACACAGCUACAAGGCUUAUCAGCUGUACACACUGUACAGGGACCAAGACGGCAAGGUCAUGCAGGCUCCUCUGGACGGCUGCAGGUGUGAACCGCUCAUCAACAAACUGGAGAACCAGCUGGAGGCCACCAAAGAGGAGAUGAAGUCUGAGAUCCAGAUGGUCCAAGAGCUUAUGAACAACAAGAUGGGUCAGCUAGAGCGCAAGAACAAACACCAGAUCAGAGCUCUGGAUAAGAUGACGUUAGAGAGAGUGUCCGCUGAAAGGACGGAGUGUUUACGUCGUAUCGACGAGAGGACAAAACAGGAGAGCCUGGAGGGUGAGAAGAGACAGGCCUCCAUGGUGAGUGAACUAAAGAACUGGUGCAUGUCUAAGCUCCAGAGGAUGGAGGCACGUCUGACAGCAGAUGCACGUUGUGCCCCUCUGCACCGAUCGUCCUCUCUGGAUGGGUGUGCGACGCUUCAGGGUGAAACAGAGGGUCUGUCUGCAGGCAGCACUCGCUGUCUUGUACCCGGCGAUCCGACCGAGCGCGAGGAGGGACAAGGAGAGGGAGAGGGAGGAGCUCUGGGAGAAGAGGAUGUGUUGGACAGACACUACUUUGUGGUUCAGAUGGACGGCUCUUCAGACGGCAAACCGAACAUCCAUGAGAUCUCGUCCUCUGUGGCCCAGGACAAAUCAGCACCGUCCUCUCCUCUCGUUGUACGACCAAAACAGCGCACGCUGUUCUCUGCUGACCCACACAGGCCAGACCAGGAACUACAGGAGCCCUUGAAUUCAGUCCAAUCCAACAGCCUCUUGAAGGCUACAGAGCGCCGCAGCAGUGGCCAAAAGGACCAAAAACACGAGCGGGACCAGAAGCGCAGCAAGAGAUCUAAAAGCAGACACAAUAAAAAACAUUUUGAAGGGAGGACUGAGGACCAAUCUGGGACAAAGACCCAUGAGGUGUUAGGAGAAGAGCGGGUCAGCUUGCACGCGCUGGAGGUGACGCAGUGCUUCUUCGAGGCAGUGUCAACACAGAUGGAGCACUGGUACGAGCGCAAGGUCCAGGAGGCGAGCUGGCAGGCCGAGCAGCGAGCACGGGCCGAUCAGUCCACGCUGAUGGAGAGGAUCAUCUGCCUGGAAGAUGAACUGAGGCUCCUCAGAACCAGCAGACAGGAGGACAGCUAGCACAGGCUUGUGUGAAGAAGGAGUGGAUACCAGAGAUCAUAACCUCCUGUUAAACUUCACAUCUUUUGUCUAUGAAGGAGUUCAGUCCUCCAGAUCAUAUAGAUAGAUAUAAAUAGCGUGUGUGUGUGUGUGUGUAUGUAUGUAUAUAUAUAUAUAUAUAU